CUGACUACACAACAUAAUUUGUCAACAUCUAGGUGUUCCAUUGCUGUGGCGGUAAUUGGGAUCAAUAUUCUUGAGAGGUGUCUUGGUUUUGUUUUAAUUUUGCUCUGCUCCUUAGACUAUAAUUAGUAUCGGGGUUCUGGGUAGUAAUUAAUGCCUCGUUUAAAGUACAGGCCUUGUAACGACGGAAUGGAGGACGUCAGCGAUUUAUCCGGGGAUGUAACCGUCGUCGAUGUUUACGAUAUCGCUUCCGAUAUCGGCAAAGAAUGCGAAAAAAUUAUAGACAGAUACGGGGCUGACGCAGUUACCUCUUUGAUGCCAAAAGUCAUCAACGCUUUGGAGCUCCUUGAAAACUUGGCGACCCGAAACGAAAGGGAAAAUACAUUGCUAACUGAAUUACAACUUAAAAUAUCGCAACUUGAAAAUGACAAAUUGGAAAAGGCCGAAUACAGACAAAAAUUCGAAAAGGAAUUGGAAGCUAUUGAAGAGCAGUGGCGUUCUGAAACCAAAGAAUUGUUGACCCUGGUUUCCAGACUUCAAGAUGAGAACAGGAGGCUUUCCAAAACAAGUAACCCCAGCAAACAUUCCCCUUCCACUCCUCCCGAUAUUAUUAAUAAUGGAGAAGUGAUGCAGAAACUGCAGGACUGCCUAGAAAAGCAGCGGGAUGAAAUUAGGGAGAAAGAAAAUUUGUUGCAAGAAAAAAGUGUGAUUGUGGAAAAUCUAAAAUCUCAAGUGGACAAACUAACGUUCUCAGGCAAGGAGCUGAGGAGAAAAAACAAAUCAAUGCAGAUGCAAGUGAGGACGUUAUGUGACGAGCGAGCCGAUUUUUUGGUGCAACUCCAAGAUCAGCACAGAGAUUUGUCCGCUUUAAAGCAAAGGCUGGGCUUAGCCCAGAAAGAAAAUGAAGAUCUAGUGAAGACUGAUUUCCCAGUUCUAAGUAACAAGGCAGUGUUCGAUUUGGACGACCCUAACAGGCCGCGAUUUACUACUCAAGAAUUAAAGGAUAUCCUCCAUGAACGCAACGAGCUUAAAGCAAGAGUCAGCGAUUUAGAAGACGAACUGGACACCUAUCGUCCCAAAAACAAGCCCGAAACAAAGCCUCGUUUUAAACUUACGGGUGCAUGCGAAAGUUUCCUUUCCCCGCCAAAACUCGCUUCGCCCGUAGUAGUUGUCGAAGACCAAUCCCGGUACCCGGAAGAAGACGAUCCUCCCGUGCAGGGCCCUCUGCCCUACGAGCCGGACGACGCGCCGUGGAAAAAGAACUCCGAAUCGGGAAUUAGAAAGUUUUUUCGGAAGAUAUUUUCCGAAAACAAUGGUGGCGGCAGUUUUCCUAAGCGUAGCCUAUCCACCCUCUCGAAGAUGGCUCUGUCGUCAACUAGCGAGCCGGUGCCCGUCUAAGUCGAACAUGGAUCCCACCGGGCAAUUGUAUAGUUUGCUGUGAGACCAUCUAAGUGCACAUUUAUUUCGAAGCGAAGCGCGCAAAAACAACCAAACGCCACCAUUUUGGGUUUUGUCCCUUUCGCCAGCCAAAUUUUGACAUAUAAACUAUAGGGAUGGUGACUGUUUUAACUUACUAUUUACAAAACUUCUGGGUUCCUCCUGUAUCGGUUGCUGUUGAAUCUAACUUGCUAACGUUUCGCCAAUCAUCCUAUUGGCUUCUUCAGAGCUUGACUGAAACUGCUUGCAUUCUUCUCUGUAUCUGCUUAUAUAUGGUUUGAAGGAGGCGGAGCUUUGCCUAGUAUCUCAGAUGAAAUUUUGUUGGACAAGUGGUAAAUCUGGUUUUGACUUUAUGUUUCUUGAAUGUAAGAGAGGACCACCGUGAUUGCUCUAUAGAAAUCUUAACCGAGACUCAGGUUCUUCACCUGUCAUCAAUAUGGGAUGUUUAUGCUCCUCAUUUACUCCUCCCCCCUCAAACAACAUAGAAGCAGGUACAGAGUAAAAUGUGAGGCUGAAGAAGCCAACAGGAUGGUUGGCGAAACGUCAGGAAGUUCGACUCUGGAGGAAUCGAGAAGUUUUGUAAAUAGUAUUGCAGUAGCCUGUGAAAGUUUCUUUGAAAAACUGUUUUAACUUGGUCUUCGAGUGUCAUUGGACUCUCUGAGUUAACCAAACUUUUUGUUUUACAUAUUUUUUAUAUCGAUUUUUAUAAACAAAUGAAUGUCCCUUGUCAGUAACCUGUAUAGCUACUACAUAUAUACAGGGUGCUUUACGGUAGAUGACGGGUUGGCUUUUUAUGGUGAACGAGAUAAAUAUUAAGAAGUGGUCAAUGGACCAACACCAACACUAAGUUUGAUGUAGACAAGUUCAUCCUCAAAACUUAUAUUUAAAUAUUUAUAAAUAUCAUGUUCCUAUAAAGGGUGUUCAAAAAAUAGGCAUUAAAAUUCAAAUUAAUAUCUACACUAAUAUUCACCCGAUUCUGUUGAGAUUUGGCCAAGUUAUUUGAGGUUUUAAGGGCCUAGUUUAGAUAGAUAAUAGAUUAAAAUUAUAUAAAUAAUAACGAUAACGAAUUGAAUGAAAAUUUUAGAUAUUAUUAAAAAAUAUAUAUGGUCGCAUUUUAGGUGAAAAAGCAAUAAAUUCAUGAAAACUUCAUUUCGAUGGUUUUCUCCUUUUUUGUUUGUAAAAUGUUCAUUCGGAUAUUAUGGAUAUUACAUAGCACACUACAUCAAACUAUAGCACGAGACAAAAAAUUGCCAAAAUAAUUCAUUAAUAAUAUUCAAAAAAGCAGCAAUGUUACACUUUAAAAGCCUAACCUGAACCGUGGAACACCCUAUAUUACAAGACGAGUAAAAAUUGUGACCAAUUUUGACAAUAUUGCUCUCCUUUUUUGAUCCUCACUAAGACCAGCUUGUACGGUUUCCACAGUGUGUCCCAUAUUUGAUGUUUAAUCAAUAAAGCUAGGGUGUUUUAGAUUUUUUAUUUUUUAGAUACAGGAUCCUUUUUUUAUUCAAGAAUAUAUAACCCAUAAGAGCUAUUACGAAUACAAAGCAUAUAUUUUUAAUUUAUUGUUUUUGGGAGUGGGCCGUGAAAAAUACAGAUGUUUUUGUUUUUACAUAAACUCCAAAAAGUCAAAAUAGACGUGUGUGUGCAAUAUUAUUGCUCAUAAUUGUCAUAAUUUGGGUUAACAUGGAGAAUUAGGGAAAAAAAUGUCAUUACUGUUUGACAAUUAAAAUAUAUUUAUAUCUCUUUUUCAUAGCUUACCCAUAAAAACUUUAAAAUUAAGUAUAUAUUUACAUAUUUUUAAAAGACUCAUACUAAAAUUAUUAAAAGGCAUUGGUUUAGUUAUAAAAAAAAAAUUGAGGUUCAGAACAAGAGGGCCUGGAAUUUUCAAAUGCCGUAUCAUCGAAUUUACCUAUGGCAUUGCUGUUUGUGCCACGUUUAAUUUAAUAAAAAAGUAGCCAUGAGCCACUACUGAUUAGCUUGAGUAAUACGUAAUAAACCAUCAAUCAAAAACGGGACACACUGUACAGUAUGAACAUUAAAAUGUGCACAUCAUAUAAAAGCAUUUUUCAUUAAUAAGUUUGGAAAAGUUUGAUCCUUGGAGUGGUUUGUGCAUCAAGAAUGAAAAACAAAUUGACUUGUUGAAGUUUUUAAUCGACCGUACCUGUCAAAAAAUAUUUAACAAUUAAGUUACUUUUAAAAAUAUCGAAAAAUUUAGAAACGAAACUACUAGACUAGGACCGAGUAUUUUAAUAUGGCGUUUCUCUUUAAAUUUUUCUUUAAACACUCGAUUUCAAAGAAAAUCUUCUAUACAGGGUGUCCCGAAAUAACGUUAGACUUAUUUAAAAGACGAAAAAAUAAGAAAACGUUUUUAUAUGAACGUGGGUCGAAAAUGCAUAGUCAGCAUGUGUCAAACUUUUUUUUAAAAAUGGGUUUUUAAUAUAUCUUAAAAACCCCUUCACUGAUUUUGUUGAAAUUUGGAAGUGUCCUUUGUUAUUUAAGAUUAAUUAAAUUAAAACAAUAUUUUUGAUAAAAACAAAUGUGCGCCACUGUUUCCAAUUUAUUUACUUUUUUCGUAUCUUGCUUCGUUUUCGAGAAAAAAAAACUAAUUGGCGACAAAAUUUUAAUCUGUUUUUUUAUUAAUAUCUUUAAAAAAAACUACUUGUGACGAUAAAAUUUUUCGGUAUUUUCAAAUUAUAUAAAAAAAUAUCAAUUUGAGUAAAUGUAUUUAUGCGCAAACCAUGAAAGUAGUGGUGACACUGCAUAUAAUCACGUCAUGAUCGACCAUUUUGCUUUAUGACACUAUUGUUAUAUUAUUUGCAUAGUCUAACGAAAAAUAACACCUGGUAAUGGAAAUCAUAACAUAUUAACGACGAUGUGAUAGUUUAUUAUUGUAGAGAUCUUUUUAGUGCCCACUGUUAAUGAAUAUAAAAAAAAAUAGGGAGGCACUUUUAGCGUAGCCACAACAUAUGAUACUCUGCACUGUAUUUUUUGAAUCCGUUCUCUACAUUUUGUGUUUGUUUGUCUGAAAAUUAUUUAGGACUGUGAUAUUUUCGUUUGUGAUGCUGCGGACAAUCCAGAUAAUCGAAAUAAAUUCCGUUGGCCUCGAUUAUUUCGGACUUCGCACACAACGACACAUUCUGUGUUUAUUUCUUUUUUUAAUGCUUCUCCGAGCAUGUUUUUACGUGUAUUGCAAACAUUAGCUAAAUAAAUUUAGGAGGAUUACAAAAAAAACUGUAGGAACCCGGUGCCAAAUAAUAGAUUACCUAUGCUGAAUA
Molecule: messenger RNA, 4709 nt
Organism: Cylas formicarius (sweet potato weevil)
Lineage: Eukaryota; Metazoa; Arthropoda; Insecta; Coleoptera; Brentidae
Gene: Rilpl
Product: RILP-like protein homolog
Exons: 7
Coding region: 151-1395 (414 amino acids)
Biological process (GO): cilium assembly
Cellular component (GO): cytoplasm; ciliary basal body
Molecular function (GO): protein dimerization activity
Source: RefSeq, a predicted model, not a curated record